AGGAAGAAGCCGCAGGACAGCCAACAGUAGAGGACGACGGAAGUAAACAUGGCUCAGGAGAAGAGCAUGGCGGCACCAGACCUCCUCAGAAGAGCGAAAUUAUUGAAACAAGGAGCAGAAGCCCGGGUUUACCGGGCAGACUUUUUAGGAAAACCGACUAUUGUGAAAGAAAGAUUCCCGAAACGCUAUCGACACCCGGUGCUGGACGAGAAACUGACACACCGCAGGACGGUGCAGGAGGUCCGCUCGUUACUGCGCUGCCGGAGAGCAGGCAUAUCUACCCCUGUGGUGUAUUUUGUAGACUACACCUCCCACUGUAUCUUCCUGGAGGAAAUCAUCAGCUCCGUUACUGUCCGUGACCACAUUGCUUCCAUUCAGCAGUCUGAUGCCAGUAAGGAUUCAGAGCUGGAGCAGCUGGCUGAGAGGGUGGGCCGGAUCCUGGCAAAAAUGCAUGAUGAGGAUGUUGUCCAUGGAGACCUGACCACCUCCAAUAUGCUACUGAGACACAUCACAGAGAACGGGGAGUACGACCUGGUCCUCAUUGACUUCGGCUUGAGUUACAUCUCCGCACUGCCUGAAGAUAAGGGGGUGGACUUGUAUGUGCUGGAGAAGGCAUUCCUCAGUACCCACCCCGAUACAGAGGCGCUGUUUGAAAAGCUGCUGAAGUGCUACGCAGUGUCAUCCAAGAAGUCACCAGCAGUCAUUAAAAAGCUUGAUGAAGUUCGUUUGAGAGGGAGGAAGAGGUCGAUGGUGGGAUGAUGAUUCAUGCUGUGUACAGGGACAAGCCUCUCUGGAAAUGAUGUUUUUAAAACAUGUUAUAACUCCAAAGUUGUUGUGCAGAAAGACUGUUGUGUGUAGAGUAAAAACAUCAUCAGAUGAAAAUAAAAAUGUUAAGAAAAACAGGA
This is a messenger RNA of Acanthopagrus latus (yellowfin seabream), 905 nucleotides long. It is a transcript of the gene tp53rk, whose product is annotated as TP53 regulating kinase. Gene Ontology annotation, molecular function: ATP binding; protein serine/threonine kinase activity. The transcript has 2 exons. Gene Ontology annotation, biological process: protein phosphorylation. NCBI's taxonomy places the organism in Eukaryota, Metazoa, Chordata, Actinopteri, Spariformes, Sparidae. Bases 49 to 759 code for a protein of 236 amino acids. The record is from RefSeq and is a predicted model, not a curated record. Gene Ontology annotation, cellular component: cytosol; nucleus; EKC/KEOPS complex.